UGCCGCGCGCUGUGUUGCAUAACCACACUGCAGGUCCACAGUCUGACUCGCUUCAAACAACCAUUCAUCGCUUUACUUCAUCACAAUGGCAGCUCCGAAGAAAGUCUGCCUCAUUGGCUCUGGAAACUGGGGUUCUGCCAUUGCCAAGAUAGUGGGUGCCAAUGCUGCUCAGAAUCCAAAUUUUGACACCACUGUAAAAAUGUGGGUGUUUGAGGAGACGGUGAACGGGCGCAAGCUGACUGAAAUAAUCAACACUGACCAUGAAAAUGUGAAGUAUCUUCCUGGUCACAAGUUGCCAGCUAAUGUGCUGGCUGUCCCGGACUUAGUGGAGGCGUCCAGUGAUGCUGACAUUUUGGUGUUUGUGAUCCCGCACCAGUUUGUUGCGAAAGUGUGUGACACCAUAAAGGGCCAGAUAAAGACUGAUGCAUUGGGGAUAUCCCUUAUCAAGGGCGUAGACGAGGGGCCUGAUGGACUUAAACUCAUCUCUGAUGUGAUCCAGGAGAAGCUCGGUAUCACCAUGAGUGUGCUGAUGGGAGCCAACAUUGCCAAUGAGGUUGCUGAUGAGAACUUUUGUGAGACCACCAUUGGGUGUAAGAAUAAAAACCACGGGGCUCUCCUGAAGGAGCUCAUGCAGACCAACAACUUCAGAGUCACUGUGGUGGAGGAGUAUGACGUGGUGGAAAUCUGUGGAGCCCUGAAGAACAUUGUCGCGGUCGGAGCGGGUUUCUGUGACGGUCUGGGCUUCGGAGACAACACAAAGGCUGCCGUGAUCAGGUUGGGUCUGAUGGAGAUGAUUGCCUUCGCCCGUAUUUUCUGCACCGCUGGUCCCGUGUCCUCUGCAACCUUCCUGGAGAGCUGCGGCGUGGCUGACCUCAUCACAACGUGCUACGGCGGCCGCAACCGCAAAGUAGCCGAAGCUUUUGUGAAGACGGGGAAGUCCAUCGAGGAGCUGGAGAAAGACAUGCUGAACGGUCAGAAGCUGCAGGGACCAGCGACGGCGGCGGAGGUCUAUCUCAUCCUCAAGCACAAAAAUCUAAUCGACAAGUUCCCACUGUUCAAUGCCGUGUAUCAGAUCUGCUAUCAGGGCCAUCCGGUCACAGAGUUCAUAAGCUGUUUGCAGAACCACCCCGAGCACAUGUAAACAACAACAAACUGACCAAGUGCCUUCUAAACGGAGAACAUUACCCGGUCUCAUCUGAGACGGGAUGACCAGUCACUCCACAGCUGUCCUGCAACUGAACGGCUCCAGCCAGUGAGGGCAAUUCAAUGUUCACUUUUUGGAGAGGUUGUAUAACAUUUGUGCACGUUCAGCUCUAGUUUUACCACUUUGUCCUUAACUCGGUUUCUUUUAAGUGCUUCUUUUUCAUUCCCUGACACGUAUAUGAAACUUGAAGUAUCGAAGGGUUUUCUUUCCCCAUGUGAUGGUCAGAUUGCUCUUUUUGCCUGAGAUUGUCUCUUUUUUUCCCCCCCAGAGCCAGAUAAAAUCAGAAUGCAUGGUGUCACUUUUUCUAAACAGAAUUGAAAACACUAAUAAAAACAAGUCCAGACUUUACUGGAUAUUAAAAUGGUCAUAAUUCAAUAUGAUUCGUUUUUUUAAAUGUUGACUCCUGUGAGUCGACGCUUUACUGCCAUUCACUUAGAAACAUGUUCGUACGGCACUACACCAUGCAUUCAGAUUUUGGCAGGGGCAUCCACUCAGAGCAAAGACCUACUGACAGCCUUUUGUAGAGGGAACUACGUUAUCUAACAUCAAUGUUGCUGUUCAGUGAAUGCCUGUCUAUCACCACAAGUUAUUUAAUUGAUAGUUAUCUAAUUUAAUAGAUGGAAUACCUUGCUUCGUUAUGUCUUUGUGUGCUCUAAAGUGUCUUACGUGAUAUUUCCCGUCUUGUACUGUAUAUUAACAUUCUGUCGAUCGCACAGCAGCUGUUUUUAAACAUGUAAAUGCAAGUGCCUUAGAAUGCACAGUUGCUAAGUCUUGGCUAUUGUCUUUUUGUUUUUCCUUGUCAAAGCCAAAGACUUAACUUCUUAACGUCCGUCCAGUAUUCCAUUUGUUAUUGUAACCAUCCCUGACGCUGUUUUCUGUUACAGCUGUGUGUUGGAAAUUAUGUUAGCAUUUGUCUGUGAAUAAACUAAUUCUGUCUUCAAAUGA
Cottoperca gobio is the source of this 2149-nucleotide messenger RNA. Its product is annotated as glycerol-3-phosphate dehydrogenase [NAD(+)], cytoplasmic. Gene Ontology annotation, molecular function: protein homodimerization activity; NAD binding; glycerol-3-phosphate dehydrogenase [NAD(P)+] activity. Gene Ontology annotation, cellular component: cytosol. The transcript is spliced from 8 exons. Gene Ontology annotation, biological process: carbohydrate metabolic process; glycerol-3-phosphate catabolic process. Bases 86 to 1141 code for a protein of 351 amino acids. The record is from RefSeq and is a predicted model, not a curated record. Lineage: Eukaryota; Metazoa; Chordata; Actinopteri; Perciformes; Bovichtidae.